UUCUUCUCUCUCUCCUCUCUCUUUCUCAAUCUCUUUUGCUCUCCUCUCUCUCUCUUUCUCUCUCCCCCUCCUGCUCUUCCAAGAAGGGGGCGUGGGGGUGUCUGUCCUCCUCCUCUGCUUUUGUUCCCCCUCGCAAGAGCUCCACAACUGCCUGACAUCACGCGUCGCCCAUUCAGCGUGGAGAAGGAAGAAGAGAGAAAGGGGGGGGGGGGAAACCGCGCUCCCCCCGCCGCAGCUCCUCUCAAAAGGCGCCGGCAGCCUCGCCCGGCGCUCACAGGGCGCGGAGGAAGCGCCUCGCAGAGUUGAGCAUGCAUCUCCCAACUUUUGCCCGAGAGAGGCGGCGGCGGCGGCGGCGGCGGCGUCUGCAGGGGAGAAGGUCCGGGGCCCCUGCGGGGCUGUGAGUUGCCCGUCGGCGAGAGGGGCCAAAAGGAAAGGAGCGUCCGGGGGGGGGGUGGAUCAUCUGCCGGGCUGAGCCUUAGCAGGCUAGCAGCAGGAACGGUCGGAGUUUGCGGCUGGCAGAGCAGAGGCUUCCCCGGGUUGAAUCCCAGGACGGGAGCAGGUCCCGGCGCCCCAGUUUCUCUCCCCCUGGCCUUCUGCUCCUCCUCUUCCUCUGGAUCCGGUACAAAUGGAGGCCUCUGAAGGGUGGCCCUCCAGGCGCCCCUGAAGCUGAGAAACUAGCCCCCCUCCCUGGGGUGGGCCACCUCAAAAUGACCAUGGGCACCUUAGAGGGCAAGGAGAGCUACAGCCUCCAAGCCACGGCCACCAUCGCUGCGGUCACCACUUUCCUGAUCCUCUUCACCAUCUUUGGCAAUGUUCUGGUGAUCAUCGCCGUCUUGACCAGCCGGUCCCUGAAGGCUCCUCAGAACCUCUUCCUGGUGUCCCUGGCGGCUGCGGACAUUCUGGUGGCCACCCUCAUCAUCCCCUUCUCCCUCGUGAACGAGCUGAUGGGCUACUGGUACUUCAGCAAGAGCUGGUGCAAAUCCUACCUGGCGCUGGAUGUCCUCUUCUGCACAGCUUCCAUUGUGCAUCUCUGUGCCAUCAGCCUGGACCGCUACUGGUCGGUCAGCCAGGCCAUCGAGUACAAUUUCAAGAGGACCCCCCGGCGAAUAAAAUGCAUCAUCCUGAUGGUGUGGCUGAUUUCGGCCUUGAUCUCCCUGCCCCCGCUGGUCCUCAAGGAGAACCAGGACCAGGCCCAAGAGGACGUACCGACGUGCGAACUUAACAAAGAGCCGUGGUAUGUCCUGUCCUCCAGCACCUGCUCCUUCUUUGCUCCCUGUGUCAUCAUGAUUUUGGUGUAUCUCAGGAUCUAUUUUAUAGCCAGGCGCCGGAACAGACACGGCUCUCAGGCUCAGGUGCCCAAAGAGAAAGCCGGAGACGAGGAGCCACCGAACAAGGUGAGCCCACCUGAUGUUGCUCUUCCCAAGCAGGACCAGGCAAGGCCAGGAGGGAAAGUGGAGUCCAAUGGACUUCAGGUCCCUCCCCAAGAAGGCGACCAAGCAGACUCCCAUUCGCUCUCCACCAAAACCUUUUCUCUCCAAAGCCAGGAUGGCCGAGACCCAGAGCCAGACUCUGCCGGUAGCCCUUCCCCAUCCUUGCCAGAGAAGAAACCAUCUUCGGAAUCCAGCCCCGCGGACUGCCUGUCCCGGAACAACGUCCAGAGAAGCAACGGAGCUCCUUCCAGAUCUCCACCAGCCAUGGACACCUUGGCCACGGCCAGAGGGGAGGUCCUGCUGGUGAGGAAAGUGAAGACCCUCAGUGCCAACCCCUGGAAGAGGAAGACCCACCUCAACCGAGAAAAGAGAUUCACCUUUGUUCUCACGGUGGUGAUUGGGGUUUUUGUGAUCUGUUGGUUCCCUUUUUUUUUCCUCUACAGCCUGCGGGCCAUCUGCCCCUCGGACUAUUGCUCCAUCCCGGACAGCACCUUCAAGUUUUUCUUCUGGAUCGGGUACUGCAAUAGCUCCUUGAACCCCGUCAUCUACACCAUCUUCAACCAGGACUUCCGCAAAGCCUUCCGGAAGAUUCUCUGCCGGCAGUGGACUCAAACGGCUUGGUGAGACCGGCUGCAAUCCAACCGGGAGAGACAAAGAGGGAAUAUGGUUUGGGUCCACAGGGAACUUGGCAACUUUGUAAACAAAAGCCAGGAACCUAUUUAUUUGGGGCCUUUUGUGUUUGCAGGUGAGGGAGCGAGGUGAGUGUUGGAUCUAACGUGGCUUUUUUAGAAAGUUUAUUUUGCCUCAACAGUGGGGAAGCAAGUGUGUGUAAGUUCCAGAGAGAUGAGCAUGUGUAGAAACCUCUGCACAUGGACAUGUUUUCUGCCAAUGUAUGUUUUCCACUAAAAUGACUUGCCAAUGUC
This is a messenger RNA of Crotalus tigris (Tiger rattlesnake), 2353 nucleotides long. It is a transcript of the gene ADRA2B, whose product is annotated as adrenoceptor alpha 2B. The record is from RefSeq and is a predicted model, not a curated record. Gene Ontology annotation, molecular function: alpha2-adrenergic receptor activity. The coding region runs from base 708 to 2054 and encodes 448 amino acids. The transcript has a single exon. NCBI's taxonomy places the organism in Eukaryota, Metazoa, Chordata, Lepidosauria, Squamata, Viperidae. Gene Ontology annotation, biological process: regulation of vasoconstriction; regulation of smooth muscle contraction; adenylate cyclase-activating adrenergic receptor signaling pathway. Gene Ontology annotation, cellular component: membrane.